GGCGCUCACAGCCCACGAACACAUCGCAUUCAUAAGGUGAGCGCACCACGGGCCGCAGUAGCCUUCGUCUUGUUCGAAACUCGCGCAUCACGCUUCUGGUGCAGUGAUGCGGCAAUCCUCGAAGUCUGGAGCGCACACGCUGCGUUUUGGCCUCUCACAGCCUUGCGCAAUCGCAUCGAUGCGAUUGCAAGCGAAGUGCGGGUGCCGACGCAGUACGCGGUCGCCGCGCGCACCGCACGAGGCGUGGCGCUGCAUCAGAGCGCCGGCGCGCCGCGUUUGAGGGGAGAACGCGUACCGACCGCCGCCACCGCGAACUUGACCUCGCCACGCAGGCACCAACACAAUGCAGCUCAUUUCUACUCUCGCUCUCGCUACCUCCGCGGCCGCGCUCGUCGCGCCGGCCGCGCCGAAGGCCUCCACCAAGCUCGACGUCGCGACGCUGAAGAACCCGUCCUCCACCGAGUUCGCCUACGGCCUCCCGGGCAACGAGAUCCCUGGCGUCCCGAGCUCGCGCUUCGACUUCGACCCCCUCGGCUUCGCCGAGCGCGCGUCGCCGGCCGAGAUGGUCAAGUACCGCGAGGCGGAGCUCAAGCACGGCCGCGUAGCGAUGCUCGCGAUCACGGGCAUGCUCUUCGCCGAGGUGUGGCAUCCCAUGUUGUAUGCCCCGUCGAACGUGCCGGCGAUCUUCGCGUGCGGACCCAGCGUCCUGAAGAUGUCGCGUCGAUGGCGUAGGGUUGACGUGCGUACGCGUCGGGAUUUGACGUGCUCCACACACAGGUUCCAGGGCACGCUCCAGCAGAGCUCCAUCCUCGCUCCUGUGCUCUUAGCUAUUGGUGCGGUCGAAACGGCGUCGUUCCCUGGGUGGGAGCCGACGGAUUUCAAGAUGAAGGAUGGCUACGUGCCCGGCUCGUGAGCGACAGCGCACAAAACAAAUUUCGCGGCGCUUGCCCGGCUCACCGGUUGAUGCAUCGCAGGUACGCGAACAUCGAGGGCCUCUCGCCGUGGACGAAGGACAAGCUCUCGCCCGAGGAGUACUUACGGAAAGAGGUCGUCGAGCUGAACAACGGCCGCCUCGCGAUGCUCGCCUGCAUCGGCCUCUGGGCCCAGGAGCUCGUGCAGCAUGGUCAGCCCGUCAUGUUCACGCUCCUCGAGAAGGUAGCGACGUACGAGAUCCCGGCGCUCUUCCAGGAGUUCCACCAGUAGACGUCUCCCCGGGCUCAGGGCGCGGGCAUCGGCCCGCGCGAAGCCCUCCCGCCGUUUUGUGUAACUUCGAAGUAUGUCUA
Pelagomonas calceolata is the source of this 1283-nucleotide messenger RNA. The record is from the annotation of a GenBank genome assembly. Lineage: Eukaryota; Pelagophyceae; Pelagomonadales; Pelagomonadaceae.